Messenger RNA from Vidua chalybeata, 8017 nucleotides. It is a transcript of the gene F5, whose product is annotated as coagulation factor V. Lineage: Eukaryota; Metazoa; Chordata; Aves; Passeriformes; Viduidae. Bases 503 to 6295 code for a protein of 1930 amino acids. The transcript has 27 exons. Gene Ontology annotation, molecular function: copper ion binding; oxidoreductase activity. The record is from RefSeq and is a predicted model, not a curated record.
UCUCUUGUAAUUAAAGAACAGUCUUAUUGACAAAAAUACAGCUUGAGGGUAAAGGGAAAAGAUUGCUAUGGCAGAGCAAGGUUCAGUCUUGAUUAUUUGUCUGCCUCAGCUAUGCUAAUUGCCAGUCUAAUAGCGUGGUUUCCUCCUUGGGAUGAACAUGCAUGGAGUUGUUCCAUGCAUCCAUGGCAUGCAUGGAAUGCAUGGAACAAUGCAUCCAUGGUGAUGAGGCAUCCAGGCUUUAGCAGCCACUUCUGGCCUGUAAAAUGUAAGGUUUAUGUUAAUGAAACUUGGAGGAAAGGACCAUCAUGUCUCUGUAUAUCUAUUAGGUUCACUUAUAUCAUUAGGUUCACUUAAACUGCCUUUCAGGAAAGCACUUUUGUCUCCCAAGCAUCCAUCUUGCAUUCUGCAAGCACCCACUUGCAGAAGUGAAGAUAUUCGGCUGAUGGCCUCUGUUCCCGUUAGUGCCCGGCAGAUUUGAGCAGCUUUAACAGGCGUCUCUACCAUGACACUGCACUGCUUGCAGCUUUUUCUCUUGCUUCUGCUUGGUUCAUGGUGGCCAGACUCAGAGCAGCAUAUGGUGGGAGCUGUGAAGAUCAGGGAGCACUAUAUAGCUGCACAGAUCACCAGCUGGACCUACAAACCAGAACCCGAGGAAAAGUCCAGAUUAGAACAUUCAGAUCCUGUAUUUAAGAAAAUUUCUUACAGAGAGUAUGAAGUGGAUUUUAAAAAAGAAAAACCAGCAAAUACAUUUGCAGGACUUCUGGGACCAACCCUGCGUGCUGAAGUGGGAGAUACUUUAGUGGUUCACCUUAAAAAUAUGGCUGACAAGCCAGUCAGUAUUCAUCCUCAAGGCCUAGUUUACAGCAAAAAUGAAGAAGGCUCCCUGUAUGAUGACAGAACAUUACCUGCAGAAAAACGAGAUGAUGCUGUACUUCCAGGCCAGCUCUACACAUAUGUGUGGGAUAUAUCAGAAGAAGUUGGUCCAAGAGAAGCUGACCUUCCUUGUCUUACUUAUGCUUACUAUUCUCAUGAGAACAUGGCAAUGGAUUUUAACUCUGGUCUGAUUGGAGCACUGCUGAUUUGCAAGAAAGGGAGUCUAAAUGAGGAUGGCUCACAGAAACAUUUUGACAGGGAAUACGUACUGAUGUUUGGUGUGUUUGAUGAAAACAAGAGUUGGCAAAAAUCAGCAUCAGUCAAGUAUGCAAUUAAUGGCUAUACUGAUGGAGCGUUACCAGAUUUAGAGGCUUGUGCAUAUGACAACAUUAGCUGGCACUUGAUAGCAAUGAGUUCCAAGCCAGAAAUCUUCUCCAUUCAUAUCAAUGGCCAGUCCAUGGAGCAAAAACAUCACCGAGUUUCUGCUGUUAACUUGGUGGGAGGAGCCUCAACCACCGUAAACAUGACAGUGACUGAGGAAGGAAGAUGGCUCAUAUCUUCUCUUGUUCAAAAGCACCUGCAAGCUGGAAUGCAUGGUUACCUCACUGUAAGGGACUGUGGGGACAAAGAGGUGAAGAAGAAUCGUCUCUCCUACAGAGAACGUCUUAUGGUCAAAACCUGGGACUAUUUCAUUGCUGCAGAAGAAGUCACCUGGGAUUAUGCCCCAAGUAUUCCAGACACCCUUGAUAGACACUAUAAAUCACAACACUUGGACAACUUCUCCAAUCUCAUAGGUAAAAGGUAUAAAAAGGCUAUUUUUACACAAUAUACUGAUGCCAGCUUUACUAAACGUCUGGAAAAUCCUCGUCCCAAGGAAACUGGAAUCUUGGGCCCUGUUAUCAGAGCUCAAAUCAAUGAUAAAGUCAGAAUUGUAUUCAAAAAUAAGGCCAGUCGACCCUACAGCAUUUAUUUCCAUGGAGUGACACUUGCAAAGAAUGCAGAAGGAGCUGAUUAUCCUCUGGAUCCCACAAGCAAUGGCACCCAGAGUAGAGGAGUUGAACCAGGGAAUAUGUACACUUACGAGUGGAAAAUUGCUAAAACAGACCAACCCACUGCAGAGGAUGCACAAUGUAUUACAAGGCUGUAUCACAGUGCUGUAAAUAUUGAGAGAGAUAUAGCCUCUGGACUGAUUGGCCCACUUCUGAUUUGUAAAAGUGAAGCACUGACACAAAAGGGUGUGCAGAAAAAGGCAGAUGAGGAGCAGCAGGCAGUAUUUGCUGUGUUCGAUGAAAAUAAGAGCUGGUACCUAGAGGAUAACAUCAAGGAGUACUGCAGCAACCCAGCCACUGUUAAAAGGGAUGAUCCCAAGUUCUAUAACUCGAACAUAAUGCACACAAUAAAUGGCUAUGUGUCUGACAGCAGUGAAAUCCUUGGAUUUUGCCGAGAUACUGUGGUUCAGUGGCACUUUUUCAGUGUUGGCACUCAUGAUGAGCUUGUCUCUGUUCGCCUUGCUGGACACUUUUUUCUGUACCAAGGGAAAUAUGAAGAUACACUGAGCCUUUUCCCAAUGAGUGGAGAAUCAGUCACAGUGGAAAUGGACAAUGGUGGUACUUGGCUUUUGGCAUCCUGGGGCACCCCAGAAAUGAGUUACGGCAUGAGGCUGAGAUUCAGGGAUGCUAAAUGUGACUAUGAGGAAGAUGAAACAUUUGAUGUUGUGGCUUUAAGUCCCACCAAGACUGAAAGAAAGGCUGUUACCACCUCAGCUGAGGAAGAUGUGCAAGAAAAUGACGAAAACAAGGAGGAAUCAGAUUACCAGGAUUACCUGGCUUCUUUUUACUCCAUCCGAGGCUCAAGAAAGGCAGCAGGUGAUGAAGAAAAACAGAAUCUUACAGCCCUGGCCUGGAAGGAGUAUGAAGAUGCUGAUGCUAUGAGUUCUGUUGGCUCAGAUCUGACAGCUAUAAAUAAUAGUGGAACAACAAACAACUCUAAGUUCUUAGAAACUCAUAUCACUCCUCUUCCCCCAGUCAAGGCCGAAACAUUCCAGUCAAAUCACACAUCAGUCACAGCAGAAGAGGAUUUAUUUUUAGCUACCACAAGUGAUGGAGAAGCUGACUUGGUAUUUGAGAAUAGAAGCCAAAGCAACUAUGAAAUAGCUCACAGUAACAUGUCUGCAGGUGAACACUUGCUGAGCAAUGGGGAAGGCCCAGUGAAUGUUGCAGAAGAGCUUCCAGCUGGUGGAAAUGACAGUAAACCUUUUCCAGAAAAGCAUCAAGAGCAAAGCACAAGAAGAGGAAAUUAUACCACUCACCAGAGAAGGAAAAGGCGUAGCUCACUGCCCAUUAAGUUUUACUCUGUCCAAAAGAUGAAUGCCCUUCUAAAUCAUGUCCGAAAUAAAAAUGUCUCAUUUUCUGACAAGACCGAUGCACCUUACAGACCGGUGCAUCAUACAGAGAACACAUCCAAUGAAGCCAUGGUGGGAACUGGCCAACUGCCAAAUGAACAUGAUGAUGAUCUGGAAGAGGAGGGAAAGAAGAUGGAAAAUGCCAUGCAUACAGUUAACUUGACACUGGAUUUGGACCUCAUAGUAGGAGAUAGGUCUAAUGCAUCCAGCCUUUCUGAACCCAGGAUAUCCAAAGAUAAACCAGCAGAUGUUUUUUCUUUAGAAUAUAUGUUAGACAAUACAAGCCCUAAUUCCAGCCCUGCUGUAGUGAAGAACUUAUUGGAAGCAUCAUUGCCUGGGGCUGGGAAAUAUUCAUCUAAAAUGACUAGUGAGGAAUGGAAUUUGGUAUCUGCAAAGAUGAAUCUGGGAUUAGAGGCAAGCUUAGAUAAAUCUGCUGGUGGUAAGUUAAGUCAUCAUGGCAGAAAUGGUACAGCAUCCCUAAAUAAGGAGGAUAUGAAGUAUCAGGGGUUCUCACAUCUAAUUGGGGAAAACCAGAAAGGGACCCACAUGCACCCAACUCAUAAAGAAAAGGAGGGAAACAAGAAUGAUACCUUGACUUUGUCUGGAACCUUCAUCAAGAUCCGAAGGAGAAAAAAGGAAGACGCAAAAAUUACCUACUUGCUGAGCCCACGGAGUAGAAACCCCAAAAAGCCCAUCAAUUCCAUAGCAGGAUUUGGCCGUGCGUUGCUUCCAGGUGGGACCAACCACACGGCAGUGCCGUGUUGCACAGACACCGUCAGGGCAGCCAGCGAGGGCAGCCAGAGGGUGGAUGUGAGCGGAGCCAGGCACCGAGAGUUGCUGGGUGACAGCCUCACCCCGCGGCAGUUCAGGCCAUCCAUCACAAUUGGCCUUCCCCGAGCAGAUGGAGACUAUGACUAUGUGAUAGGAGAAUCCUACAGCGACGAGAGCUUGGGUGGGGAGUACGAGUACCAUUAUGUGAGCUUUGAUGACCCCUACAUGACAGACCCCAAGGUGAACAUCAGCAGGCAGCGUAACCCUGAUGACAUUGCUGAGCACUACCUGCGCAGCAGAGGCAACAAGAGGAGAUAUUACAUCGCAGCUAAAGAAGUCUGCUGGAAUUAUGCAGGAUAUAAGAAAAGUGCAAUGAGGAAUGACAAAACCUGUAAAGAUGGCAGCAGACGUAAGGUGAUUUUCCAGAGCUAUACAGACAGUACCUUUUCGACUCUUCAGGAUGAAGAUGAAUAUACAGAACAUCUUGGCAUCCUGGGACCAGUUAUUCGGGCUGAAGUGGAUGAUGUUAUCCUAGUUCAUUUUAAGAAUCUGGCAUCCAGACCAUAUUCCCUCCAUGCCCAUGGAGUCCUCUAUGAAAAGUCCUCUGAGGGAAGCGUUUAUGAUGAUGAAUCUACUGCUUGGUUUAAGGAAGAUGAAGUUCAGCCAAAUAACAGCUACAUAUAUGUAUGGUACGCAAGCCAGCGAUCGGGCCCUGUGCAGUCAGGAGCAGCUUGUCGGUCCUGGAUCUACUACUCUGAUUUAAACCUGGAGAAAGACAUUCAGUCUGGUUUGAUUGGGCCAAUACUGAUCUGUGAAAAAGGAGCCUUCAGCAAAUCAAACGGCAGCAGAGACUUUUUCUUGCUUUUUAUGGUCUUUGAUGAAGAGAAAAGCUGGUACUUUGACAAACAUUCUGGAAGGCCUUGUAAUGAGAAGACACAAGAAAUGCAGCAAUGCCACAAAUUCUAUGCCAUUAAUGGAAUUACCUACAAUUUGCAAGGCUUGAGGAUGUAUGAAGGUGAAACAGUCCGAUGGCACUUGCUGAAUAUGGGUGGGCCAAAAGACAUUCAUGUUGUUCAUUUUCAUGGACAGACUUUCAUAGAACAAGGAGAGCCAGAGCAUCAGCUUGGUAUAUACACUCUGCUUCCAGGCUCAUUUAGAACAAUUGAAAUGAAACCACAGAGACCUGGCUGGUGGCUUUUAGACACUGAAGUGGGGGAAUACCAGCAAGCAGGAAUGCAGACAUUGUAUUUGGUUAUAGAGAAAGAGUGCAGGAUUCCAAUGGGCCUGGCAAGUGGAGUUAUACUUGAUUUGCAGAUCGAUGCUUCACAUCACAUAGACUAUUGGGAACCUAAGUUAGCCCGAUUAAAUAAUUAUGGAACAUACAAUGCUUGGAGUACUACAGUGGAGGAAGAACUCCCUUGGAUCCAGGUGGACUUUCGAAGACAAGUUUUGCUCACUGGGAUACAGACACAGGGAGCCAAGCAGUUUUUUAAGUCCUUGUACAUUCAGAAGUAUUUUCUUGUUUACAGCAAAGACAAACGGACAUGGAACACCUUCAAAGGAGACAGCUCGCCAACAGGAAAGAUUUUUGAAGGUAAUUCCAAUGCCUAUGAGGUAAAAGAGAACAUCAUUGAUCCCCCUAUUAUUGCUAGGUACAUCAGACUCUACCCCACCGAGGUCUACAACAGGCCUACUCUUCGCAUGGAGCUUCUGGGCUGUGAAGUAGAUGGCUGCUCUUUGCCACUUGGAAUGGAAAGUGGAGAGAUCAAGAAUACCCAGAUAACAGCCUCAUCUGCUAAGACAUCCUGGUUUAACACAUGGGAUGCUUCACUUGCUCGUCUCAAUCAGAAUGGAAAGAUGAAUGCCUGGCGAGCCAAGUUUAACAACAACCAACAGUGGCUGCAAAUUGAUCUCCUCACAGUAAAGAAGAUCACUGCUAUUGCUACACAGGGGGUCACAUCCAUGUCAGCUGAAAACUUUGUGAAAACCUAUGUUCUUCUGUACAGCAAUGAAGGCUCUGAGUGGAAAUCCUACACAGAGGGUUCAAGCUCAAUGCCAAAGGUUUUCUUGGGUAAUGCAAACAGCAAUGGGCAUGUCAAGAAUUUUUUUAACCCCCCCAUCCUGUCCAGGUUUAUCCGCAUUGUUCCAAAAACAUGGUACCGUGGGAUUGCCCUUCGGGUAGAACUCUAUGGCUGUGAUUUUGGUGGAGGUCUGGCUGUGAAAAGGACUGAUGAGUCUGGGAGCUCUUAACCUGCCAGCAGUCAUCAUGCAGAACAACCUGUUUAUUAAGAAGCCUUUAAAACAGUCACACUUAGUAGUUUGGAUGUGUGCUUUGUCAAAGGAAUAUAAUGUUUUACCAGUAGGAUUGAGAGAUUUCUCUGGCUGGUGUUUCAUUCCUACAAAUACACACUUUAGAAAACAGCUUCUUUUCCCUGGGAAAAGCUCUUUUCAGCUUCUUUUCUCUGGAAGAAAUAGUAGUCCCUUCUGAUUAGUAUUAUCACUUCUUCAUUAUAACCAGUACUCUGUCUUACUUUUUACUUAAUUUUAAGUCCUAAAUCCCUAGGAAUGGAGACUCUGGCCUUGAUCCUGAGCCCUGACUAUCUCCAUUUUGUAAUGCUUUUGCAGCACAGAUGAGGAAUAGAAAACUAUAGCAGGUGGAUGUUCUCCGUACGUAAGGCUGAGAGGGAAAACCAGUGCUGAUCUGGAGCUGUGGUGCUGCGUUCCAGCAGUGCCUUGGUGAGAAAUGAUUGUAGGGGUGGCCUCUCCUCCACAUGUCUUUCACCUGCACUGUGGCAAAGGCAGGACAUGUCUCAGCAUUGAGGUAUGUGCAACCCCUUCUCAGAGAACGUGUGCUGCUAUUGUUGGUUUGGUUCUUGCAUACCCAGCACACCUGAAUGAUUUGGAUUUCAGAGAAUUCAUCUUCAGUGCCCUGGAAAGGGAAAAGGGGGUCAGCAGUACCUUUCCAUCCCAGAAACGAAUAGGGAAGUGAUUUAACCUGGCAGAUCAUGGAACAGCAAUGGGAGAACCAAAAUGAGAAUUCAGAAGUCCUGAUGCUCAGUUCCAUAUACAAUUUUAGACUGUUGAGACAGGGAGCUCCCUUGAUGAGGAAAACUUUGAGAACUGCAGCUGUUCAGUGACAGUACAGCCUGGGGGUGGCAGAGGAGGAUUAGAUGAAACUGGGUUACAGAAACAGCUGCAUCUUCUUUUACAAUUUUACAGCAUUUUCACUAAUGGAAAUACUCUUGUGCAUAGAUUUUACAUGGAUUUUUCCCAGGAUAACUACAUCUGAAAAUAGAUACACAGUCCAUGAACUCAUUAUUCCAGCAGAAUUUUAGCUAAGCUUUCAGUAGUAUUCUGGACUUCUAUCCUGUAAAUUGUUUAUUUGCAGCACUUAUCACACUAGGUACUAUUCAGCAGGCUGGAUUUUUAAAGUAGUUUGUCUUUGAACCUUGGAUGGUGUUAGCCAGUUUUAUUUCAACAGUUUUUAAUUUCCUUCUCUUACUGAACAUACAUUUUAAAGAGAAGGUAUGGAACAGGAGUGAAAAAAGUGUAAAAACUAACCAAAUAUUUACUUCUGUUUUUUUUUCUUUUUUCCUAUGUCACAAACUGUUGUAAUUUUCCACUGAAAAAUAAAGAUAAUAUUGUAGCAUGAAAGGCAUCAACAUUUUAUUUUGUAUAUUUGCCUCUACAGUAGUAGCUCUGGUAAUAGUGAAGGUUUGCAACAGGAAUGUAAAAUUUUCAGUGCCAAUUAGAAUUAAUUUCAAAUGGAGAAACAGUAUGAGUAAUUGCUUCAUCUUUAAAGGCUGGUUUAUUAGUAUUAUGUAAUUGUGCUUAAUUUAUUUUUGUUUGACACCACCAUGAAAUUUCAACACAAGCCAUAUUCACUAAAAAAAAGAAAGACAUGUAAACUUUGGAAUGAGGUUUUACCUUGGAAAACAAUCAAUAAAUGCUUGCUAACUUCAGCAGAACCAA